Messenger RNA from Lycium barbarum (goji berry), 2225 nucleotides. Its product is annotated as O-fucosyltransferase 19-like. NCBI's taxonomy places the organism in Eukaryota, Viridiplantae, Streptophyta, Magnoliopsida, Solanales, Solanaceae. Gene Ontology annotation, cellular component: cytoplasm. The transcript has 8 exons. The record is from RefSeq and is a predicted model, not a curated record. Bases 112 to 1728 code for a protein of 538 amino acids.
UCCCCUAGAGGCUUAUUAUUCUCCUCUCCAUUUCCAUGUCUCUCUUCCACUUAUAAUCACCAUAUUUUCCCCUAACAUUCUCAUUUUUCCCAUAAUAAUAAUAAAAGAAAAAUGAGCAAUUCCCCGUUGGCCACGGGCACCAUCACAACUCGUCGGAGACCGGUUGAUUUUGUUGAAUAUGCUGAGGAAAAUGGUAACGGAAAAGUUGAUUUUAACACACAAAAUGUGCAGCAUAAUAUUGGCCAUCAUCAUCAUCAUAGAAGAACAUCGGUUAAUUCAAUAUUGAGACCAGGAAGAUAUCUGAGCCGUUGGAUUUUUGGUGUAUUAAUGUUACUUAUGGUUUCUACCAUGUUUGUGAAGAUUAUUCUGAUACAUAUAUUUCUUAGAGUCAAUGCCACCAUGACUUCCCAUGAUUUCUUGCAACUUCCACGUGACUUCAUCCAUGCACAGAAUAGUGAAAUUUGGACAAACCCCGGAAGUGAUAAGUAUUAUAAAUGCAUCGAUCGAUCAAGUAUAGAGACAAGAGACAAAACUAUCAGCAAUGGUUAUAUUCUAGUUCAUGCAAAUGGAGGACUUAACCAAAUGAGAACCGGUAUAAGCGAUAUGGUAGCAGUAGCAAAACUAAUGAAUGCCAGCUUGGUUCUUCCUUUGUUAGAUCACAAAUCCUUUUGGACUGAUCCUAGUGAAUUCAAAGAUAUCUUUGACUGGCAGCACUUUAGAAAAGCUUUGGAAGAUGAUAUUGAAGUAUUGGAGUCUCUUCCUCCAAGUGUUGCAAAUGUGAAACCUCUCGUGAAGGCACCUGUUUCUUGGUCAAAGUCCAGUUACUAUAGUAGAGAUAUUCUGAAGUUACUGAAAAGACACAAAGUAAUAGAAUUCACUCACACUGAUUCGCGACUCGCUAACAAUGGCAUCCCAGAUUCAAUCCAAAAACUCCGGUGUCAUGCCAUGUAUGAAGCGAUUCGUUUUACUGAGGAAAUCGAAGAACUUGGAACAAAAUUAGUAAGCAGACUCAAGGAAAAUGGUGAACCAUAUAUAGCUCUCCAUUUAAGAUAUGAGAAAGAUAUGCUGGCUUUCACAGGCUGCAAUCACAAUCUUACCAGAAAGGAAGCAGAGGAACUUCGAAAAUUAAGGUACAAAACUAAGCAUUGGAAAGAAAAAAGGAUAAAUGGGACAGAAAAGCGGCUCCAGGGGCUUUGUCCCAUGACACCUCGAGAGGCUGCUAUUUUUCUAGAGGCAAUGGAAUAUCCAUCCAACACUAAAAUAUGCAUAGUUGCCGGAGAGAUUUUUGGCCAAAAUGGAUUAAAGUCUCUUCAAGAAAGGUAUCCAAAUGUAUAUUCCCAUUCCAAUUUGGCAACAGAACAAGAGUUGAAGCCUUUCAGGCAAAGGCAUAAUCAGCUUGCUGCAUUAGAUUAUAUUAUAGCUCUUCAUGCCGAUGUUUUCUUCUACACCUAUGACGGGAAUAUGGCCAAAGCAGUUCGGGGUCACCGCCUUUUCCAAGGCUUUUGGAAGACUAUCAAUCCUGACAAGCAAAAUUUUGUUAGACUUAUUGAUGAAAUGGACAACAAGAAGCUGACUUGGAAAGAAUUUGCAACUCAAGUUAUGGGCUUACAUGUAAACAGGACAGGAGCACCAAAUGUUAGAGUUGUUGGGGAUUCACCAAAACUGGAGGAAAAUUUCUAUGCAAAUCCGUUCCCCGGUUGUGUUUGUCUCAGACCAACCCGAGAGUAAUAAAGUCAAAAAGUAAUUAACUGGACUAGGACGGGUGUGGAAAUGUUUCGGACAAAAGGGACUGAUGAGGAGCAGAAAGGCAAGAAAGUUAUUCCUAAUUGCUUAUAGGCUUACAACGGCUAAACUCUCAAAAGCAGAUGGAAAAGUCUCUGGAGAGUAAGAUUCUCAGUUCACAUCCACGGCACAGAGCCAACAGACUAAAGGCAUAUAAAUUUGAUGGGUUCAACUUUUAAGGUUCUUACACUGAACCAGUUGCACUUUGAAAAUUAUGGCUUCAGAAUUUAAUAUUUGUUGACAUUUUAGUAAUUAUUCACAUGUAUAUCUAUCUAUACUCUGUCGAAAAUAUUAUUCAAUUGAACCAUAAAAUGUAAGGCCCAUCUGCCUGCCUCUGCAACAAACCAGUUAACUCAGAGCCAGAUCAGAUCGCCUGUAUAUAAUCUUCAGCUUGCCAGAUCUUCAGUAAUUGUAUAUCUAGAAAUGGAAAAGCAAUAAAUCAA